Molecule: messenger RNA, 381 nt
Organism: Suillus subalutaceus
Lineage: Eukaryota; Fungi; Basidiomycota; Agaricomycetes; Boletales; Suillaceae
Exons: 3
Coding region: 1-381 (126 amino acids)
Source: RefSeq, a predicted model, not a curated record
AUGUUAUCCAAAGCCAAAGACUGCAGGGUCCAGGCGACUAAAGGCAAGAAGGCAUACAUCUACUAUGACGACCUGCAAGCUAAACAACCCUCUUCUCAAAUCAAGCAGUCCCAGAACGAUAGUGUAUAUCAGCUGCUGAAUGUCACCAUAGCCGCGUUCAACACUACGAAAGAUCUCAUUCCUAUCGCGCUUGCCCAAGGCAUCCUCGGGACAAUUGCAAACAUUCUGACUAUUGUGCAGUCAGCGGUCAAGAACAAGUCCGAUUUCCAGGCGAUAGCCGACAAGUGUGAGACUAUCAGGGAUAUCCUUCAAAGAGCGACCGAGGAUGCUACUGAAGACGAUGCAUCAGGAAAUCGCCCAGGCCUAGGUUUUUCUAGUUAG